Messenger RNA from Pocillopora verrucosa, 1473 nucleotides. RefSeq names its product ETS domain-containing protein Elk-4. Gene Ontology annotation, cellular component: nucleus. The record is from RefSeq and is a predicted model, not a curated record. Gene Ontology annotation, biological process: cell differentiation; regulation of transcription by RNA polymerase II. Gene Ontology annotation, molecular function: DNA-binding transcription factor activity, RNA polymerase II-specific; sequence-specific DNA binding. NCBI's taxonomy places the organism in Eukaryota, Metazoa, Cnidaria, Anthozoa, Scleractinia, Pocilloporidae.
UUCCGCCCACGCUUCGGUCCAAUGACAGCUUGACACAAACAGGAAGUCUUGACGCUUGUAUAAAAACCUACUCAAAUCGCCCACACGACAUUACUAAGUUUCGAUACUGGCUGAGUUACGACUGUGAAACUGCUAAAAGAACGACGAUUCUAAGAGAAGAGGGAAAUUCAUUAGCAGAAGAAGGGCAUUCAGCGAUGUCGCAAUUUGAAAGCUUACGAAAACCUCCCAAAACUGCCAUUCACCUUUGGGAAUUUUUACUCAAUCUAUUAUUGGAUGAAAAGAGUGAUCACAUGAUAUGCUGGACCAAUCGUGAAGCAGGAGAGUUUAAGCUAAAAAACCAGGAAGAGGUCGCAAGGAGGUGGGGAAAUUUGAAACACAGACCUGGCAUGAAUUACGAUAAACUAAGUCGAGCGCUGAGAUACUACUACCAGAAAGGAAUCAUCAAGAAGGUAAAUGGUCAGAGACUUGUUUACAAAUUUGUCAAACCGCCUCUCGGAAAAGAGAGUUCUCCCUCGCGAGAAGUUCCCUCAAAACCGCAAGCACCGAUUGGAGAGGAUAAAGUAAAAGCUGAAGAACCAGCAGAUGGGAACAGUGAAUCCCCCAGCGUGCCUUGCGUACGAACCAAUGCAGGAACAGUACCUCAGAAUACGCUCACAACCACUUCGAUGGGUUUCCGAAUCAUUCAAGCCCCAUUAGUCGCUCCAGGUCAAAUGACAUAUCCACUCUCUCUCUACCCAUAUCUUGUACCUUGCGUCAUCCCAGCGUGCCGUCAGUUUGGGGUCAUCAAGUCAUAGACAAUCAUAAAUAGUCCUCUUGUUAUCGUGUGGUACUAGAAAAGAUAAAAAAAAAAAGGAAGGAGAAGAUUAUUUGUGACUUGGAAUUUCUUCCUCCUCCUCACUUCGCUUCGUUCUUUUCCAUUUUUUUCCGAAUUUAAUUGUGCCUAGUUCAAGGAAGAUUCGAGACACCUCUUAGGCAAACAUUCGUUUAAAGUGUUAUUCUCAGUUUACUGUACAUAAUUCUCCGUCACAUUCAAAGAAAGCAUCAUCGUUGAACAAAAAAAAACAAAAAAAAAGAAUUAUCACGCUGCCUUUAGAAAGCUGCUUCAUUUCUCCAAUUGACAUUGACGGCAGCUGUAAAUAUGAGUUCCAGUGUACAGUAUCAAUUUGAUAAGAGUUUGAAAUGUAUUGACAGUUUUAGCUGUCGUUGCAGGAUUUUUGCUUAUAAUUUAUACUAAGGAUUAUAUCAUAUUUAGAUAGUCACGUUAUGUUCGUGAUGUUCAUGGCGGGAUUAUGUGACGAGUGUUGCGUGAUUACCCCUAGAUUACUGCCAAGAAUGGGAUUAGCGCAGUGUUGUUUUGCUAAGGGCAAAGAGUGAAUAUUGUCAUAGGUGUGAGUUUUUAUUUUGUACAUAAUGAUACAGGCUUUAGAUAGCCUCUUAUUAAUUUAAAUAAAUUUCACGCCAACUUUGAUAAGA